Molecule: messenger RNA, 3482 nt
Organism: Pseudo-nitzschia multistriata
Lineage: Eukaryota; Bacillariophyta; Bacillariophyceae; Bacillariales; Bacillariaceae
Source: the annotation of a GenBank genome assembly
UGGUUGUUUCGUUGAAAUGAUUUUGAUUUUUGAUUUUUAAUUCUGAUGUUUGGUACUUUGCUGGAACGAUUCACGUACGGUACCGUAUGCUUCAUGAGCUUCAUUUCCUUUUUCAUCAUGGGUGAACAAUCUCUGCUUUGAUUAGUUUGUUCCAUUGCAAGUCGGAAAUUGUAGCAACGUCAUGGGAUGCCCAAGUGCUUUAAGGCUCGGCAUUUUCACGAUAUGGGUGGCAGGGACUAUUUCGUUCGCACCGACGACUCGAAAUGCCAUAGCGGCACUCCGGACUAGCAGCAGCAGUUCCAACGGGUUUCACAAGUUUCGAUAUAAUGGAACUUGGUCGAGAAUACGUUCUAGAAAGGACAAGAUGACCACUUCGGAUCAGGGAGAAGAAGAAAAAACAUUUCCAAGCAUCCGAGAAUUGAGAAACGAACUCCGCAAGGAGUUGAAGAAUACAUCUCCCCAGGGAGCAAUCAAAGCUAAGGGUAUCUUGGAUCUCAUGUUUCUUCGCUAUGGUCUGGACAAAAAUACAGAGAACACGACUGUUUCCAGAAACGAAAGAAGAAGGAUUCAGAAGACCCGUCCAAUGGUUGAUGCGAUCGACUGCACACAAGUCAUCAACGCAUGGAGCAAGUCAAGACGACGCGAUGCUCCACAACAAGCCCUGGCAACCCUGAGAAGAAUGUACACCACAUUCCAAAAGGAUGGAAACCCGUGCAUUCGACCGGAUAAUGUUGCGUACAACUCGGUCAUCAAUGCCUUUGCGAAGCAGGGAGACUUCAAUGGUGCCUGUUCAGUCUUUGCCUUGCAGACCGAAGAUUUCAAGGAGGGAGGCAACACCAAGGCCAAGCCCGAUGCGUACACCUUUAGUACAAUGAUCAAUGCCUGUUCUCGAUCCAACCGCGAGGACUUGUCGGAAACCGCCGAGAAGUUGCUGACAACCAUGAAUGAUUGGCACGCUAGGGGAGAUCUCGAAAUCGGCCCUAGUACAAUGGCCUACAAUUCCGUAAUCAAUUGCUUCAGUAAAUCCGAUGCACUAGAUGCUCCGGAACGUGCUCGAAGGAUUCUAGAAACCAUGGUGUCUCGGUUUGAAAGCAUAGGCAGUGAUAGUAACGAUGGUCAUGAUAUCGCCAGACCCAAUGCCAUCACGUACAACUCUGUAUUGAACGCACAUGCAAGGCGCGGAGACGUGGAGGGAGCGACAGAGGUUUUCGAAAGGAUGAAGAAGGACUUCGAAUCGGGAAACAAUGGAGCCAAACCCCAGGUGCAGACCUAUAAUAUUCUCAUCGAUGGAUGGUCAAAAUCCAAUAAUAAGGAUGCACCAGAAAAUGCGGAGUCCCUGCUACAAGAAAUUAUUCGUAUGGAGUCUGAAGGCAAAUUCGAGCGGGGCGAGGGACCUGACUGCAUCACGUACAGUGCUGUCAUUAAUUGCUUCAGCAAAUCCAACGCCUACGAUGCUCCAACCCGAGCCCGAACAAUUCUCGAGACAAUGAUAUCCGAGUACGAAAAUAGUAGCGAGAAAAAUAGCGUUAGGCCUGAUACGGUUGUGUAUGGUUCGUUAAUGAAUGCCUAUGCAAGGCAGGGGGACACCAAAGGAGCCUCCGAGGUGUUCGACAUGAUGAAGAAGGACUACCAUUCUGGAAAUCAAGACGCCGAGCCAAACGUGCCAUCCUACAACAUCUUGAUCGAUGCAUGGUCGAAAUCCAACAACGAAGAUGCUCCAAACCAAGUAGAGCUGCUACUCAAGGAAAUGAUUCAGAUGUGUUCGGAUGGUGACAUCAAGAAAGGACCGGACGCCAUCACCUACGGUGCCGUCAUCAACUGCUACAGCAAGUCCAAUCUGCAGGACGCUCCCCAACGAGCCCGUGAUCUUCUGGAGAGCAUGAUCGCCCAGUGCAAAGGCAACGACACCAAGGAAGAUAUUCGACCCAAUACCAUUACGUAUGCCGCCGUAAUGGAUGCCUAUGCGCGGCAAGGCGAUGCCGAGGGGGCGACAGAGAUUUUCGAAAUGCUAAAGCGAGACAAGAAUUGCAAACCCAACGUCCAGACCUUCACGAUUCUUAUCGAUGCGUGGUCAAAAUCCAACUCCGAAGACGCACCCCUUGAAGCGGCACUCUUGCUGCAAGAAAUGAUGGGGAUGAGUUCUUCCAACAAAAAGCAGCCGAAGACAGGCACCCUGCAGAAAGAUUCUCUGGGCCGGGCCCGGGACGUCCUAGCUGAAGUGUUUGCUCGGUAUAGUUAUAGAAACAUGUACUAUCGGCCCGACACCGUUACCUACAACGCGAUCAUGAAUGCAUUCGCCAAACGGGGGGACGUCCAGGGGGCCACCGCAAUAUUCAACGCGAUGGAUAGCGACUACUCUUAUUCUUACAACAAGGAGUCUCGUACCCACGAAAAGACUGGACCGGAUGUCCGAACCUACAACAUCUUGCUGGACGCAUGGGCCAGGUCGAGCGAAGACAACGCUUCGGCCGAGUCGGAGCGGAUUCUGAAGGAAAUGAACCAUCGCUGCGACAAAGGGGAAGCCCACAUGAAGCCGGACAGCAUCACCUACCGCACCGUGAUUCGAUGUCUGGAACUCUUCGAGGGGACAGAAAAAAGAAUCGAGGAAUUGAAAUCCAUUCCUUCGUCGGCAGCAUGAUGACUCGCCGACAAGGGAGUCGUAAGGUAGGUUUUUAUGUCGAACGACUCUCCUGUUUUUUGUUGUUCUUCCCGGUUUCGUGUUGGAUGCCUUUUGCCUUUCCAUGGCGUGUGUGUCCGUUAAUGCCGGGGUAGAGUGCCGCCCGAGACGGGAACGCUGCCAAAGCGUUGCCGUUUCGUUUCGCUCGGUCUUUGGACGAUCGAAAUUCAGCCAGCCACUCGUUGUUGUUUUGCAACAUGGGAGGCAGACCAACUCUGUUUCGAUAUCGGACAAGCGAUACAUUUUUUCUUGGAUCACUCGUUUCUUACUCGGUUCAUUUUUUGGCUCCCUGUAUCAAAGCAACUCGGUAACGGUCGCAACUACGGAAUGAAUUCCAAUGGUUUGCGGUGGGCUUUCGAGAGGCAAUUGCACCAAUGCGGUUAAAUUCUCUAGGUGAUGCGAAACACACCACAACAAGAAAGCUAGCGAAUUCUUUUCGAAAUACACAAACGUGGACGACACCACCAUUCGGGAGACGAAAUGGUAGCUUUCUAUCCAUAUAUUUUGUGAUUCAAUGCCCGAUGGAUGGUGCACGACAAAAAGUCAACCGCCAACAAGCUUGUAGAACCAUCGGGUUUCGACGUUCUGUGUUUGGCAGCAAUUCAAUACGUGCUUUGGUAUGGCAUAAGGUUCUGGUAUGGUCGAGCCAAGAAUUAAUGACCUUAAAGAACCACGCCGCAGGCCAACCAUGCUAGAAAUGGAUCAGCAUGUACUUCUGCUCACUACCAUUUUAAGAUGUAUAGAUACAAGUGCGUGCGAUCGCUUCGAAAAGUGUAGUAUUUUCAAUUAAAUUCCUUUCAACUCA